This is a messenger RNA of Leptonychotes weddellii (Weddell seal), 1012 nucleotides long. RefSeq names its product histone H2B type 2-F. Gene Ontology annotation, cellular component: nucleosome. NCBI's taxonomy places the organism in Eukaryota, Metazoa, Chordata, Mammalia, Carnivora, Phocidae. Gene Ontology annotation, molecular function: protein heterodimerization activity; DNA binding; structural constituent of chromatin. The record is from RefSeq and is a predicted model, not a curated record.
ACCAAGCCUUUUGGAAGUAGUCCGGAUCGUUUCUGGUGUGUGGCGUUUCUUCUUGCAAAAAUGCCUGAUCCAGCAAAGUCGGCUCCUGCUCCCAAGAAGGGCUCCAAGAAGGCUGUUACGAAAGUGCAGAAGAAGGACGGUAAGAAGCGCAAGCGCAGCCGCAAGGAGAGCUACUCUGUUUAUGUGUAUAAGGUGUUGAAGCAGGUUCAUCCGGACACCGGCAUCUCGUCCAAGGCCAUGGGCAUCAUGAACUCCUUCGUCAACGACAUCUUCGAGCGCAUCGCCGGCGAGGCCUCCCGCCUGGCGCAUUACAACAAGCGCUCGACCAUCACGUCCCGGGAGAUCCAGACGGCCGUGCGCCUGCUGCUGCCCGGCGAGCUGGCCAAGCACGCCGUGUCCGAGGGCACCAAGGCGGUCACCAAGUACACCAGCUCGAAGUAAGGGCGCGCAAAGGACGCAAUAGGACAGUUACUUUACCCCAACGGCUCUUUUCAGAGCCACUUUAUUUGUCACACUAAGCGGCUGUAAACACUUGCUGUAAGAUUUGGCUUUUGGUUAGGUAGGGUGGGCCUGUGCUCUCGGAAACAUUUGGGUUUGGGGCUAAGUUAGGACCGCGAUAAAGAUUGCCCUGGCUGUUAAAAUCUGGAACCUCCUACAGACCGGUGGUGUCACCUAGUGGCACGAUUCUUGGUAACAAAAAACUAGUCCUCAAAAUGGUUUCUACCUAGUUCUACUGAGUCUGAGAUGGAAGCUUAGAUACAGGUAACUGAAUAAGCAGGUUUGCUAUACUUUAAAGUUUGUUUUGGUUUUGGUGGGUGUUGCUGUUAUACUUCUCUACCCCUAAAUGUCAACACAAGGUUUUUCUUAAAUAAGCGAGCUGGAAUGUUUACCUUAGUGUACAAAUGGAAAUCCCUCCGUUCCCCACUCCCACCGCCUUAAUGUUCUAUUCCUAAACGUUUCUAGGUGUCUGUCACGAACGAUGCGCAGUAAAGCCAUAUGGUUUAGUCUGUCA